CUAAGAAAGCGUUAAAGACGUGUUUUGGCGUGUAUAAAUAUGUUGAUAUUUCUUCUGAAAUGAAAACGAAAUAUGUCUAUGUUGAUAGCCAUGGUUUCGGAAAACUCACUUUAAAUAUUGAUAAUGAUGUAACGGAGUUAAAAUUCAUGACACAUCACCAAUCGGACAAACAUGAGGAGACCCUUUCCCAAGCCACAAGACCUGGGCUUGGAAUUCUACCUGAACAUUAUCUUGGCACGGUUGGAUCUUCUUUAAAAUUUCAAAUUAUUACCAAAUCAUCAGUAAAAGGACCUAUUUGGUACUCCAUAACUUCCAGAGGAAGUGAAAUAAGUGGUGGUAAAUGCAGUGAUGGCUCAAGAUUUAGAUCCAGAUUUACCUGCUCUUUGAUGGUUGAACCUAACUUUUAUCCUACUUUUGAACUUUUAUUUUAUUAUGUUAAAUCUGACGGGGUGGUCAUGAGCGAUUCUGUGCAUAUAAAAGUACGAGGAAACCCAACAAAGAAAUUUUUUAGUAUUUCUAAAGACAAAGGAGGAACAUAUAUACCAGGAGAAAAAAUACGGUUUACUCUGCGAUCACAUAGACCAUCUCGCAACUCCGUUGUUCACAUUAUGGCCAUUGACGAAGCAAUACAGAAAUCGCAAUCUGGAUUUGAUAUAACGAUGCAUGACAUUCAAUCAUUUCUAAAUGGAAUGUUUUCUGGGACUCAAAAGUAUGAGACUGUUAAUCUCGAGGGAGGAAAGAAGACUAAAAAGUCAGAUUUUUCCAAAUAUCCGAAGACAUGCAAAGAUCCUUGUACUAGUUCCCCGUGCCAAAAUCGAGGAAAGUGCGAAAUGAGAUCAUAUAAUGAUUUCAAGUGCAAAUGUAAUAAAUUUUACUCCGGAAAUUUAUGUGAAAAGUAUAAGAGUCCUUUGAAUUCAUGGUCGGGAAAUGGAUUUUUUGUAAAUAUACCACCAUCAUAUUUAAAAACUUCGUUUAUAAAAGAAGCAUGUGCAGAUUGUGGAAAUGGGAUUCAAUUACAUUCAUUGCGUCCUGGACCGAAAGUAAACCUCCGUCUACAACGGCCGAAAGUCAUUCCUGGGCGUGGAUCAUUACCUUUGAAAAAAAUUACGGGAAAUUUAUUGAAUAGAAUGUCAAAUACCACAAGCAAGAGAUUAUAUUUUCCUAAGACAUGGAUUUGGGAGGAUGUUAACAUGAGAGGUCGUUCUUCGGUAACACUUACUAAAAAGCUACCUGGCACCAUGACGACAUGGGUCACAUCGGUUUUUGGUGUUAAUGAUGAUGACGGUUUUGGAAUUCUCAAUGAAAAUGACAGUUUGAAGAUUCCAGUUUUCCUGCUAUUCUUCAUAGAAUUAAAGACACCCUCUUAUGUUGUUGCUGGUAACAGCGCUGUGGUCAAAAUUACUUUGUUCAACAAUUCUCCGGCUACAAAAAUGGUUUAUGUCCACAUUCAGUUUCAAAGUGAAACAAGCGGUUUCUCACGUCAGCUUGCUAGUGGAAAUUCGACUGUGUAUUUUCAUGGAAUACAACCAAAAGCGGGCAGAUAUGGAGCCUUCAAUGUAACUGUGGUUGCGUAUGAUCUAAUGAAUUCCUUUCAAGUAUUAGAUUGGAUCCAAAAACCAAUUAAUGUAAAGGCACCUGGCUUACAACAAAUGUACAACAUUCCAUACUUUUUGACAAUGAGUAACAGAAUGUCAUCGGUUAUAAAAACUGUUAGAAUAACACUUCCACACCAUGCAAUACAAGGAACUCAAUCCGUAUAUUUGACAGUCACAGGAGACAUAAUGGCGCCAACUAUAGGUGGACUUGGCCAUUUAAUCCGCACUCCCUGUGGAUGUGGAGAACAGACUAUGAUGUAUCUUGCACCAAAUGUUUACGUGAUCCAUUACCUUAAGUCUUCAAAUCAAUUGUCAGCGGAUGUUAGAACCAAAAUAGUCACAAACAUCAACAGAGGUAUAGACAAUGAAUUGAGAUGGCAAAAGUCUGAUGGAUCAUUCAGUGUAUGGGGAAAUAGAGACCCACAUGGAAGCACUUGGUUGACUUCCUUUGUGCUUUUGUGCUUUCACCAGGCGGAUUCUUUUGUACCCGUUGAUAGAGAUAUAUUCACACGUGGCCUUAACUGGCUAUUGAAAAAACAAAAUGUUGAUGGUUCUUUCCAAGAAGAUGGCUACGUUAUUCACUAUCAAAUGCAGGGAGGUGUUGUUGCAAGUCGUGCUACUAUCACAGCAUAUGUCUUACUGACUCUAUUAGAAAAUAAAGAUAUAAGAGAAUAUAAGACAAAAAUGGCGAUUGCAAAGAAAAAGGCAGUGCAAUACUUAACCAGAUCCAGUGUUAUUCGAGAUUUACGGAACACUAACCACGGAAUGGCUUUUACGAGCUAUGUUCUACAAAAAGCCGGAUCCCAGGGAAAAGCAAGACAGCUGUACGCUACUUUAAAGGCAAUGUCAAAGAAAUCAGGCGACUAUAUGUUUUGGCAAGACAGUGGAAGCAAAGUGUAUAAACAAAAGCUUAGGUGGCAAGCCCCAAACCCUAGAGCAAGACCGAUUGACAUCGAAACGUCCGCUUAUGCACUUUUGUAUCUUUCUGAGAGAAGGGACAUUACGGAGGGAAUGAAAAUAAUGAAGUGGCUGGUUUCCCAACGAAAUCCCCAAGGAGGGUUUACGUCUACACAGGACACGGUCGUAUCACUUCAUGCACUAUCAAGAUUCUCCAGUAUGUUACGGCAAUCCAAUUUAAAUGCACAAGUGAAGGUGAAAAGUGGCUCGACAGAAAAAACAUUUUAUAUUACGCAGAAAAACAAACAGCUCAUCCAGAGAAUGGAGCUUGGUAACAGUACAAGCAAUGUGGAAAUAAAGACCUCAGGGAAAGGACUGGUUUUGAUUGAUACUGUGGUAAAAUAUAAUGUGAUGAAAAGCGAGGACGCUGCAUUCGAAAUUACAACAAGUAUCAGUUCUUCAAAGCAAACUUUCGACAAGAUUACCGUAAAUGUUUGUAUAAGGAGGAAGGACAAUAAGGAUUAUGGCAUGGUGGUUGCAGAAAUUGGAGUCCCGUGUGGUUUUGUGGGAGACCUCACAAAAACCAGGGCCCGGGGUCUCGAACACAAAGAGACAAGUUCUGAUGCUGUGGUGCUGUACUUCAAAAAUCUUCGCGGAAGCAAAGUGUGUUUUGACGUAACAGCUAACAGAGUGGACAAAGUUACAGAGUCACAGGCGAUUCCUAUUACAGUUUAUGAUUAUUAUGAACCAGUGAAUCAUGGGAUCUCAAGUUAUAGGUCCGGUAAGCUGAAAGAAAUGAACCUGUGUAGUAUUUGCAAGCACUGCACCAUAUGCCAGGGAAUUGAACUUGGCUGAGAUGCGGAAAAACUACA
Saccostrea cuccullata (small rock oyster) is the source of this 3364-nucleotide messenger RNA. Its product is annotated as CD109 antigen-like. Gene Ontology annotation, cellular component: extracellular region. Gene Ontology annotation, molecular function: endopeptidase inhibitor activity. The transcript is spliced from 26 exons. The record is from RefSeq and is a predicted model, not a curated record. NCBI's taxonomy places the organism in Eukaryota, Metazoa, Mollusca, Bivalvia, Ostreida, Ostreidae. The coding region runs from base 60 to 3347 and encodes 1095 amino acids.